Messenger RNA from Lottia gigantea (owl limpet), 3354 nucleotides. RefSeq lists its product as hypothetical. The coding region runs from base 1 to 1308 and encodes 435 amino acids. The record is from RefSeq and is a predicted model, not a curated record. Lineage: Eukaryota; Metazoa; Mollusca; Gastropoda; Lottiidae. Gene Ontology annotation, molecular function: oxidoreductase activity. The transcript is spliced from 7 exons.
AUGUCUGCCUCGAAUGAAAUAUAUGAUAUCGUAGUGACAGGCCAUGAUGAUGAAAUUAAAUUUAUCAAAAGAUUAGUUGACUCUUUACGUCAAGCCAACUUUACAGUAUGGUAUCCUGAGAAAUCUUACUAUUCUGAUAGAGUGAGUCAAGCUAUCUUAGGAUGUAAGGUAUAUGUACCAGUACUUAGUGAACUAUGGGCAGAAGAUAAAUUGUUUAAUGAUGAGUUAGCUUUAGCUUACAUAUCAAACUCAGCCAUAUUUCCUGUUGGUCUCAAAUCUUUCCCAGAGAUUUCUAAUAAAUUAGAUGGAGGAUCGAAACUGAUCCUAGCUAGAAUCAACUGGACUAUUCUUGAGAAUAUAUCAGAAUAUGAAAAGUGUGCCAACAACCUUAUAAAGAGUAUCAGGCAGCAACUGGAAUCCAUCAAUGCCCGGGAAAUAUCGGAAGACAUUGGCAUAUCAGGGUACAUAGAAACACAUGGUUUAGUCAUCAAUACUCAAUUUUCCCACAAUUCAAAUGAAGACAACGAAGAUGAACCUGAAGACCUUGGUAACACAACACCAACAAAAUCAAAAGAAAAAUCUCCACCCAAAACUCCAAAAGCUCUUGAUUUCUGGGACCGACAUUUCAAAAAUAGAUCAGAAGUUCAAUGGACAGAAUUUAAAGAUAAAUUUCACCAAGAUUAUGACAAUAAAAUUCUGGAAUUAUUUCAUGAAAAGGAGCAGAAGUUGUUUAAGAAUUUGAUGUACCGAGAUAUAUUUAAUCUGAAUAAAACCAUCCAGCGUGGCGUGUACGACCGAUUCUGUAACAAAAAUCCACAAGCUGAUCCUCACUGUUUUUAUAACAGAUUACAGGAAUAUGUUAUAGCUCACAUGUCAUUACGUAAAGUCUUCAAUAUGAACAGUACACUUAGAAUUACUACUAUUCAGAAUUUAGGCCAGUUUUCAUUCCCUGCUAUAGUACAAGGUCUAACAGAGAUGUUAAAAGAUGAUGAUCCUAAUAUAAGAGCUGUGGCAGCCAUUGCUUUAGCUAAAUCAGGUAAAAAUCGAAGUGAUACUGUUGAUAAGUUAGUGGGGUUAUUAGAAGAUGAAGAUAGAUUGGUUAGAGAAAGUUCUCUCCUAUCAUUAGGAUAUCUUAAGGCUGUGAAAGCUGUAGACCAUGUUGUUAAUAGGUGGCGUAAUGAUCCAAUAUCUACAGUACGUGAAGCAGCCUCCCUCGCUUUAAAGCGGAUGAAUAUAGAAGAGGCUCAGAAGUGUAUCAAAGUAACUGAAGUUCUAUCUCAAGAAAUGUCUGCCCUUAAACCACAGUAAACCUUAUUUUCUUAUUACUCCUUUUUUAUGACAUUUAUGUGGUAUGAUAUAUAAAAUCAAGUUCUUUUUCCAAAAUAUGAAAUACGAAGAAUUAGCGAUGUUGACACUCUGAAAGGGAGUUGAUGAAACCAGUGGCGUAUUCUCGAAACGAUUUUAGUGCUAGGAUGUCCUAGGUUCUUAUCUUCUUACAUUGAUUCUAGGACAUCGCUAGGAUCGUUUCGAGAAUACGUGGCUAGGAAGGGUGAGUUUGCCCUGAUUCGCUGGCCACACCUACCACAGUGCUAAUUAUUAACGAAUCUUUAAUGGACUGAAGAGUUUAAAGAUAUCCACAUCAUGUGAAUUGACAGUGAAGUUUAUAAGAAUAUCGAAUAUGAUUUAUUAAGCCCUUAAAAUAACUAUUUUCAUUUUUAAUUGCUCAUGUCCUUUAAAAUGUCAGCAAUCUAUUUUAAAAACAUUUUGAGUUAAUAGGAUAUAGCUCUAUAAUUAUACAGAUAGGUCAAAUUGAGCUUCAGCUUAUAAAUCAUUACUAUUUGCUUUGGAAAUAACCUUUUUUGUUCCUUUGUUUUCAUGGCAAAUUGUCCUGUUGUCUAAUUUUGAAUAAUGACUUUAUAAAUGAAUCAAACUGCAAAUAGUAACCAUUGUCAACAAAAACUUGAUAUUUUGUAGAAAAUGUUUAUCUAAAUUGUUAAGACGAUUUUUGUCAGAAAUAACAUGUCACAUUUUAGAUGAUUUAGGAAAUGGCCUAAUAAAAUGCUAGUGGUAUUAUGGUGUAUUGAGACAAAUUUCAAUGAAAGCACUGGCCUAGGUCAUAGAGCAAUAGAUAAGUUUGAUGUUUAUUUUACCAUAGAAUUAUUUUGUUUUGUUAAAGAUUACGUAUUUUCAAAGAUUAUCUGUAUUUUUAUAGAUCUAUCUGUAUUUUGAUAAAGUUUCUAUAUUUUGAUAAACCUUUCUGUAUUAUUAUACAGUUAUGUUAUAGAUAUACUACUAUAUUACCUUAGAUUCCUCUGUUUUUUGACAGAUCUAUAUUGGUAUAGAUUAUCAAUAUUCCUAUAUUCCUAUACAUCUAUCUGUAUUGUGUAUCCUUAUAGUUGUAUCUGUAGUGUAUCCCAUUACAGUUCUAUCUGUAGUGUAUCCCAUUACAGUUCUAUCUGUAGUGUAUCCCUUGACAGUAAAUUCAAUAUCUCAAAAUUAUGAUAUCUCAUAAAAUAUAACAUUAACUUAUCAUUAUAUAGUUUCCAUUUUCUUAAUUUGUUAUCUAUCAGUAUUGUACAUCCUUAUACAUCUAUCUCUAUUGUGUAUCCUUAUACCUCUAUGUGUAUUUUGUAUCCAGAUAGAUGACAGCUACUUUUGUUAGCUAAAUCACCAACAGCCUGAUAAUUUGGUCUAGGGGCUGUGAAGGGCAUUUUAGCUCUAAAGGGUCAAAACUUUUUGCGUAAGCUUAAACUGCUGAAGUUUUAAAUAAAUAAAUAAAUAAAUAUAUGUAUUGUAAUUUUAUAUUUUUAAAGCUUAAUUUAUUAAUACUAACUUGAUAUGUUGUGUAUAUGCGACUAAAACAUAACAUUUGCCUCUAUUCCACAGUUAUUGUGACAGUUGUCAGCUGGUGUAGAGACAGAAAAACUAGACACUGUUUUAUGGGGAUUUUCUGCAGCACAGCAGGUGCAGGGUUUUUAAACCUAAUUAUUUAAAUCUGAUCAGCCAAAUCCAGAUAUUUUGGAAAAAUUGUUAUUUUUUUAGUUUAGUCAUUCCAUCACUAUCUCUCUUUACCAUUUAUGUCACGUUAUUUUUUGUAUCAAAAUCAGGUAUAGAGGCAGAUUUGAACUUUUAUGUCAUAUGUGUCCUUUUGUUAACAUUUAGCAAUAAUUUUUUGGGUUCAAAAACAAAAACAGUGGCAUGUUGGUGUAUUUUUCAUUAUUGCUCAAUUUGUUAUGAACAUUCAAAGAUUUGUUAUUAUUCUGGUCUAUAUUAUUGUGAUAUUAUUUAAUCUUUAGAAUUUGUUUGGCAUUUGUAUAAUAGAUUUAGUACUUAAUUAAAAUGUUUUUCUUUCCU